Sinocyclocheilus rhinocerous is the source of this 2305-nucleotide messenger RNA. Its product is annotated as RING finger protein unkempt homolog. The transcript has 13 exons. Gene Ontology annotation, molecular function: metal ion binding; mRNA CDS binding. Gene Ontology annotation, biological process: cell morphogenesis involved in neuron differentiation. The record is from RefSeq and is a predicted model, not a curated record. Bases 81 to 2138 code for a protein of 685 amino acids. Lineage: Eukaryota; Metazoa; Chordata; Actinopteri; Cypriniformes; Cyprinidae.
GCAUGCGCACAUCAAAAAAGAGUGCGGACUUCGCAGCUCUCCCAAUAUUAAAUAGUUUGAUGGCCAUAAUUUGAUAAAUCAUGUCGAAAGCACCAUCUCAGGCCGGUUCUUCGGGUGCCGCGGCCAACCUGGGCCCUUCAUCGUCCUCCUCCUGCUCCUCACCCUCGGCAGGCGGCACGACGUCCCCCGCUAACGUGCUUCACGCACAGCCCGAGAAACCCCAGCACUACACGUAUCUGAAAGAGUUCAGGACGGAGCAGUGUCCCCUGUUUGUGCAGCACAAGUGCACUCAGCACCGCCCCUUCACCUGCUUCCACUGGCACUUCCUGAAUCAGAGACGACGGAGGCCGAUUCGCAGACGAGAUGGAACGUUUAAUUACAGCCCUGAUGUGUACUGCGUUAAAUACGACGAGGGCACAGGGACAUGUCCCGACGGAGAUGAGUGUCCAUUUCUGCACCGAACAGCUGGAGACACAGAGAGACGGUAUCAUCUGCGGUACUAUAAGACUGGUUCCUGUAUCCACGAGACUGAUGGGAAGGGCCACUGUAGUAAGAACGGCCCUCACUGUGCCUUUGCUCACGGCUCCCAUGACCUCCGUAGCCCCGUCUAUGACAUCAGAGAAGUUCAGGUGUUAGAAGCCCAAGCUGCUACUGGAUUGGUUGAGGGAACAUCUGGAGAAGGGCAGUCAGGAGUUGUGGCCAGCACUGCACUCAUAGAAAAGAUCCUGAGUGAAGAUCCACGCUGGCAAGACAAUAGUUUCGUGCUCUCCCAUUACAAGACUGAGCUUUGCAAAAAACCUCCGCGGCUGUGUCGUCAGGGCUAUGCUUGUCCCUACUAUCACAACAGCAAAGACCGCAGACGGAGCCCUCACAAACACAAAUACAGAGCCCUGCCGUGUCCCUCAGUGAAGCACAGCGAUGAGUGGGGGGACCCCAGUAAAUGUGAAAGCGGAGAAAGCUGCCAGUACUGCCACACACGGACAGAACAGCAGUUCCACCCGGAGAUUUACAAAUCCACCAAAUGCAACGACAUUCAGCAGAGUGGCAACUGUCCCAGAGGGCCGUUCUGUGCUUUUGCUCAUGUAGAAAAAGUGACUGUCAGUGAUGAGCAGCUGGCCGCACAAUGCAGUUCACCUCCUCUAGAUACUUCCUGCUCUGCUCUCUUAGAAGACUUCAGCCAGAGAGGGCCGAGUGCCAGUACAGAGGAAGGGCUGCUGGGAAGGGUUCUGUUUGAGGAGUCCUCCAGUCUUGAUGCCAGUCCAGGAGGAGAGGGGGGUUAUGGGAAAGCCCCUGGGUUUGAGAGGGAAGACCAGGCCAAACAUAAAAGUUUUUUAAUGGAACAGCGCAUCAGAGACAUUUCAUCCAUGCACAGCAAACAGGAUUUAUUGGUGUUUCUGCCUGUCGGCAGUCCUCUCAGUAUGUCCUCCAGCAUACCUUCCAGUCUGGCAGCCACCCCACCCAGCCCUGCACCCCCCGGCCCGUCUUCAGGCAUGAACGCCAACGCUCUUCCCUUCUACCCUACAAGUGACACGGUGGAGUCUGUAGUGGAGUCUGCAUUGGAUGAUUUAGACCUGAAUGACUUUGGAGUCUCUGCGCUUGAGAAAAGUCUGGAGAGUUCAGCUCUACCCAGCAUGGGCCUCAUGUUGGGAGGCAGUCAGUUACAGAGUUCAGCACCUGUCAACAUCCCUGGCUCGCUCAGUAGCCCCUCCCCUUUCAGAUCACCCUCACCUUCUCCACCAAUCAGAGCCCACCACUCUCCAUUCCUCUCUGCACAGUUGCCACAACCCAGCCAAUCAGAGAGCAGUUUUUUGGGGACCUCCCAUGGUUCUUUAGGUUUAAAUGGCAUGAGCAGCAGUAUUUGGGAACAUUUUCCGACAGGCCAAAGUUCGCCAGGUACCCCUCCUGCCCUGCUUUCCACAGGGAGCAUGUACACCGAGGCAUCACGUCUCAAACAGGAAGUGGAGGAGGCACACAGGGUGCUGAAACACUGGGACCACAGCUGGAGACAGAUGGCUCAGGUCAGACUCCAUCUGUGUUUGCGUGUGUACCUAAAAGACCAUAUUUCACACUUUUAUAAUGUUUUAUUUUUUCUCACUGAUGUUAGACAAGGUUUCUUGUGCCUAUCUAGUUUUCCAUGACCUCAUUUUUCACCCUUUUCUGAUUCAGAGAAUUAAUCAGGUAUGAUAUUGGUUCUGUAUCUUUAAGACUUCCACGUGGAAAUAUGAUUUGCUAUCCUGUUUGCAUAUAAAAAAUACCAACAUAUUCCAGGCUGUUGUUCAUCAGGUUUUUGAAUAAUAAUUAAGUG